AUGAAUUAUAAUAAAGCUCUUGAUAAUGGAUCUGGGGGGCCUGACGAAAUAUCGGAUCAGCAGAUUAAGGGGUUGAUACAGAAGUUCUAAAGGAAGGGAUUCGACGGGCUGGCUUUGGAAGAGGUCGCCACAGCACUGAUAAUUCCGAAUUUUGGGAAGGUCUUUCAAUAGCACACGGGACUGGAUUGGCAAGGGAAAUUCGAAGUGAAGGCUUUCGAAAGAUUGAACAGAUCAAAGUUCGAUAUAAAUUGGAUGGCGAGGAAAGACAAUUCAGAACACUCAGCUUUGUUUAUCAAUUGUUCGCGCGGUGAUCUGGUGAAAGUGAGAUAGUACUUGAAGGAGUCGAAGGAUCCGCAAAUUAAGCAGUGCGUAGACUAAACAAAAAAAAGCCCUUUGCACGUGGCAACAAUCGAGGGUCAUUUGAGCAUAGUGGAAAUACUAUUGAUGAGUGGUUUCAAUCCAAAUUGUAGGGAUAGGACUCUGAAGACCCCUUUGCAUUACGGGUGUUUGCACGGUCAUGAAACAAUAGUCGAUACAUUGUUGAAGGCAGGAGCAGAUAUAACUGCCAGAGAUUCCCUAGGUCGAUCAUGCAUUCAUUUUGCUGCCUCAUGUCCAAGUGCACAGACAUUGUAACUGGUAUUGGCAACAAAGCCAGAGUUGUCAAACGAUGUUGAUCAGAAGAAGAGAACUCCGUUGCAUUAUUGUGUGUGGAAUUCCUCCCAACACUAGGUGAGUUUAUUAAGGACCCUCCUGGAUUUCAAGGCCAAUCCCAUGGCUUUGGAUGAGGAUUUGAAAACUCCGAUUCAUCAUGCUUCUGAGGGUGGCAAAACGAGAGCAGUCCCAGUUUUAUUAUAGAGAGGAGGACAGGAAAGUAUGUAAUUGAGAGACCGGAGUUAAAAGACGCCAUUGGAGUUGGCUGCCAAUGACAGAACGAGAGAAGUGCUGAUUGUUUACAGUUCUUCACCAAUGAACAAUUAGGAUCAAGAUUUGAAAUUCUUAGAUUAGGCUGUCUAAGGUUAGAAACUAACAAAUUAAAAGAAAGACUAAGCACCAACAUCAUCCAUUGUAGUUGCAAAUAAAUAGCCACAACAAUCUCCUUAAUUUCCAAUUGUUGAGAAGGAGAUUGUCUCUGCUGAGCCUCCUCCUCUGCAAGUGAAGUGGGCUCCUGCUUCAAUUAACUAAUGGAUUAGGGAAAAGUUCUUUACCAUAAUGAAAAAAGUAUAGGAAUCGGGGAUUCGAGCCAAUCAUCAUCUAAAACGACCUUAUGUUUACACAGGAUCUUGGAUGGAGGGGAUCAACACAAUGGAAGAAUUGUAUGGGGCUGUUAAGGAUGUUCCUGCAGGAGAGGCAUGUGUGAGGACGUUUAACAUAUUGUGUCCCUUUGAUAGACAACUCCCUUCAGGUAGUGGUAAUGAGGAUGUCAUAGAUGGAUUUUAUGGGGAAAUGUGGUUUGAUGGCAGUGGAGCUGUGAAGAGGACUGAGUAAAUUGAAGAGAUGAGAAGAAAGAUGCAAUAAGAGUAUCUGGCUAGAAUCACUGAUUUGGAAACCGAAAUUUAAAUUAAGGCUCAACAUCUAUUCGAAACUGAUUAAGACUUAGCAUAGACAAGAGCCUAAUUGGAAGUAACUUAGAGGUAGAACAAAACGAAUAGUGAGAAAUUGUAAGCACAAAUUGAUACACUGAAUAAGUAAUUAAAAAGUAAGGAUGACACCAUAAGUAAGUUGGAUAAGGACAAGUAACAACUGAAUUAGACAAUUAAGAGGUUGGAGUAAGAGAAUGAGGAAUUAAGAAAUUAACCUCAGGGCAUAUCAGAGGAGGAGGUUCAAGAGUAUAUGACUCAAAUAUCGGAGUUAAAAGAAUAAUUAUAGGCCAGCAAGGAUCAAGAGAAAACUCUUAGGGCUAAGGCAGGUUAAUUGUUUUUGAAGAGCCUUUAAACCAUCAAGGCAUCUAAUGACGAGAAAUUGUCAUAAGUGAAGGCGUAGACUUUAGCUUAAAUUCAAUUGGAGAAGGAGAAGAUGCAAUAGGAGAGAUUGAAUGCCAAUAAGUAAUUUGAGUUUGAGAAAAAUUAACUGUUGGAGGAGAAGAACAUUUUAAUGAAGGAGAAAUAGAAGAUUUAAGCUGAGGUGUUACCUACGAAUGCUGCAGGUGGGAUGGAUAAUCUAUAGGAUGACGAUGCCAUUAUUGUGUUAUUGAAAGCAUUGAAAGGUAAUCCGCCACCCAUGAAACAAAGAAUGAAAACAUUUGAUGGUGAUUUGGAUGGGUCAUUAACCUAAGAAGAGUUUAGGCAAUUUCUAGCCUCCCUAAAACUCAGUUAAUAAGAUAUCCAUUCUUUAUGUAGAAUUGGAGGCUUUUUGGGACAGAAGAAAUUGAUUGGGAUUGAGGAGUGGGCUUAAAUAUUGUAGGAUAGACCAAAAUAAAGGGAAUAGUUUGAAUAGGCCUUGUUUUGUAAAUUACUGGAUGCCAUUAAAUCUAGAAACCUCACAGUUGAGAAGAUGUUUGAACUGAUAGAUACUGACGGAUCAGGAUCUCUGAGUCCUGCAGAACUUAAGCAAGGACUCAAGUCUUUGAAAAUCAUAUUGAAUUAGAAGGAUUUAAAUAACAUGUUUGCUAUAUUCGACUCAGAUAAGAGUGGCUCAGUUUCAUUGGAAGAAAUGAGAGAAACUCUGAAUAAUUAUCAGAAGUUGAGAGAGGAGUAAGGUGAGGGAGAAAUAGUAGUUGAUGAACAGGACAGAAUCUAAGCUUAGGAUGAGGAUAAUCCGUAUGAGGAAAUAGAGGCUACAUAAACAGAAUUGCAAUAAGAAAUUAAAGAGUGGAACAUUGACACCAAAGAUUUUACAAAGAUAACAGGAUUUUUAAAAGUGUAAUUGAUUAAUGGGUCUUAAAUCAAUUCAAAAUCAUUGUGUUGUCAUAUUAUAUUAAAGGGAGGAAACGUUAUGGAAAAAUCAGUGAUUCUUUUCGAUCAGAGUGAAUUUAAGUAGGCUUUCAUCUUUCCUAUAGGGUAAGCGUUGAAGGAGAAUCUAUGCGAAUAUGUUUGGAUUAGGUUAUACCGAAAUGCUGUUGAGGAGGACAAUUUUGUGGGAGAUGUCAAGAUCAUGUGGAAGCAGACCAUUGAUAAGCCAAAUCAAUGGGUAAUCAAUAACAAGUUCUAACUUCAGAACACUACUUACAUUAAGGAGCAAAGCAAAAUGUUUAAGCCUCAAGGGUUUGUUAAUAUUGCAAUUAAGUUUGUCCCUGGUGAAGGAGUGGAAAUCAAGAGACCUGUAGUUGGAAAUAAAAUAACAGCAACGAUAGUAGAGGACGGUGUUUUAGAAGUGAUACCAAUCUAGUGUAUUUUGAAGUAGGAUUUAAAGUAAUUGAAGGAGCCCAAAUUCUUCAUGCAUCUAAAAUUCAUGUCGAUUGACAAGAAGGCGUAGGCUUAAUUGACAGCAUCAAACGAUCUGUAUUGGGAAGGUAAAUACUUGCAAGACUUGAAAUGCAUAGCAAAUGCCCCUAUAGAUUCAGUUUAUGUGAAGGUCUAUGUGGAGACUCCUAAAAAUCUGUUAUAAACAAAUACUCAAAUCCUUGGAGAGUUUUAUAUAGAUUGGAGUGAAUGUCUGCUGAAUCCAGGAGAAUUCCUAUCAGAAAAGAGUUACUCGCUUUAGGAGAAUACCAAGGUCUAUUUAAAGAUUAGGUACAUCCCACAAUCGAUGUUUUAACAGAUAGUGGGAUUCCGAGAGGGAGUGUCUAAGGAGGAGAAGAAGAAAUAGUUGACUCUGGAUGACAUGAUUGAAGGAACUCUAAAGAUUCUCUUUGUAAGAGGUAAGAAUUUGAGAGCAGAUGAUGGGGACACAUCUGAUCCAUAUUGCAUUGCUAAAAUAAAGUCAUUUGACAAAGAGAUCAAGAUACAAUCGAAGACUGUGAAGUGUAGUUUGAAUCCAGAAUGGAGAGAUUUGUAAUCGAUAAAGGUAUUGAUGCCAAAGGAAGCACCGUAUCCUCCACUUGAAUUCCAAUUAUUUGAUGAAGAUGUUCUGGGUGAUGAUGAGUUAGGUAUAUGUAAAGUGGAUUUGGCUCCUUGUAUUGAAUAGCCAUGUAAGUGGUCUAUAAAUGAUUAUUUUGACGUUAUUGAUCCGAAGGCGAAACAACCAGCUUAAAUUUACAUCUAAUGCUAUUGGGUUCCAAAGGGCAUGAAGGAUCCCAACUUAAAAGCAAAAGAUAAAUUUGAUUCCAGUGGUUGUGCUGAUCCAGAUCCAAAUUUCAUAGAUGGAGAACUAGUAAUCAAAGUUGUGCAUGCCAGAGAAUUGAAGGCAGAUUCCCCAGACCCAUAUGUUAUUGUUAAUUUCCCAGGAGGCAUGGAAUUGAAAACAGAAACGAUCUCGUCUUCCAUAAAUCCUAUUUUCAAUUAGAUCUUGAGAAAUCAAUUCAAAGUAAAGAAGGAGACGGGGAAGACACCUUUGAAAGUAUUGGUCAAGGAUUCCAACAUCUUGAGUGAUGAUUUAAUUGGAUAUGUAGACAUGUAAUGGGAGGAGUGUGUGUCUCAUCCUGGAGAAUGGGCUAUCAAUUAAGUGUACAAUCUAAGUGCUGCUGCAAACAGUAAGAACUUUGGGUCGAUUGGUUUCCUGUAUAUUCAGGCCAAAUUUAUUGAAAGAGGAAUGAUUGAUGACUAAGCAGAGGCACCAUUGACUGAGAAUCUAUUUGAAAUAAUAAAUUCGAAAUAAGGAAUUUAUUCUGGUUCAUUAAGAAUAUUCUUGGUACAUGCAAGAGGAUUGGUCGUGGCUGAUAGCAAAGCAAGUGAUCCAUACGUAGUGUUCAAAGUCCCAGGAGGCAAGAAGGUAGAAACUUUGUCUAAACCUGAUACCAUCAAUCCUUCUUGGAAAACUAUUUUUAAUAUAAAUGUGUCUAUGCCGAAAGAUACGAUUCAGCCUCUAAGAGUAGAAGUGUUUGAUGAUGAUUUGGUCAAUGACGAAUUGAUGGGAUAUUGCACCAUUGAUUUGUUGGAUACUUUCAACAAUCCUCAAGUGUGGAAGUUCAACGAAGUAGUGGACUUGCAAGGGGAUCAGAAGAUGCAAAAGAAGUACAAGACCAAAGAAUUCGGCAAGAUCUAUUUAUAAAUUAUGUACUGUUUGUAGGGGAUUCAAAAUAAUGAUCCUCCCUUGCCUUUAACAGAGGAUUUGGAUUUCAUAUUGAGAGAGCAACAACAGGAAAACAAAAGGCCCAUGAAGGGCAAAUUAUUUAUCAAUAUCCCUGUGGCUUUGGGAUUGAAACCAGAUGACGGAGUCACUGCAGAUCCGUAUUGCAAGUUGACCUUCCCAGAUACUCACAAUGUGAAGAGCAAACAAAUUGAUAAGACCAUCAAUCCAAUAUUCAAUUUUCAAUAUCAAUGGAAUUGCAAUCUAAUCAAAGAACAAUACAAACCAAUAUUUUUGUAAAUCUAUGACUCAGAUGCUCUAAGUGAUGAUUUACUGGGAGAAGUGGAAAUCGAAUGGAUGGAGUGUUUCAAUAACCCCUCUUAAUGGAUGAUUAACAAGCAGUAUCAAUUGUCAGAGGGCAAAGUUUAUGUUCAAUGUAAGUUCUUACUUCCAGGGCAGGAGACUACUCCUGAAGGCAUCAGAGCAUGUGACACCGUUCAAGAAUUGAAGCAUGAUUAUGGCAGAGUCCUUGGCAAGAUAGAUGUGAAGAUUAUAUCUGCUUCCCAAUUGUAUAAUGCAGACAUCACAGGAAAAAGUGAUCCUUUUGUGGAAUGCGGAUUGAGUAGUGAAACUAAGAAAAUGCAGACUCCAAUUAAAGACAAUACAUUGGAUCCAAUUUGGGAUUUCCAAGGGAGUCUUGUGGUUGAAUUGUUGAGAUGCCAAGUCCAAAUGAACACCAUUAAUUUCAAUGUCUACGAUGAUGAUGAAGUUGGCAAAGAUUUCCUUGGAUAAUGUGAAGUUGAUUUGAUUGAUAUUCUGGAGAAGAAUCCAGGAUCAGUGAUGCUUCAAGAUCUGCCCUUGAAGGAUCCCAGCAAAAAAGGAAAUCCAAAUUUGGGAUCUCUGAAAGUGUAAUUCGUUUGGAUUCCAGAUCCUUACAAUGAGGGCGUGGUGGGAUUAAGAAUACCCCCUAAGAUGUAUGAAGGUGAUCUAUGUAUCCGAUUCCCAAAUGCGAGAUAAUUACCCAAAGGGGAUCCCUAUGUCACUUUCUUCUUAACUGAAGACAUGGAGAAGAAUUACAAAUGUAAAAAUUUAGACAGCAAUUAAAAUCCAGAUUGGAAUUACGAAGAAAUUAUCAAACUGUCCAUUAGUGAAAGGUAAAUCUUGACUGAGAGAAUAAAGGCUACUGUUAAAAACUACAAUUCAGCAUGGAGUGACACUGUGUUUGGAGGCAUCACAGUAUUAUUACUUGACUUAUUCCGAAAGCCAGGUAUGUGGAUUAAUUAAUAUUAUUAACUUUAUGAUGGCGAUGGCAAAUUGAUUGAGUCUUAUGUGUAUUUCUAAGCCUAGUUCAGAACAGAAGAAGUACAGGAUAAAAAUCCACCUGCCCUCACAGACUUUACACAGUUUAUCAAUUAAGGUAAACCUCCUACUUUCAAUGGGAAAUUGAAAUUCACCUACAUCGGACUCAAAAAUUUAGAGAACCAAGAUAUCACUGGGUUGAGUGAUCCUUUUGUGGAAAUAAAGAUUUCAAAAGGAUCCACAACUGCCUUUAAGACCACGACUUAGGAUGACAAAUUAGAUUGCUUUUGGACUGACUGCGGAGAGUAUUUGUUCAAAGAAGUCACUCAAGAAGACCUAUCAUUAUUAAGACUGUACAUCAAUGUGUUUGAUUACGAUUACAACUCUAAUGAUCUACUUGGCAAAUGUGAACUCGAUCUAAGUAAAUUGAAGUCAGGACAAUGGGUGAAUUACCGCAUUCCACUUUUGAAUGAGAAGGACUUCCCAUAGAAAAGUGAAAUUUAUCUACAAGCUCUAUUCACCAUUGAUGGAGAUGGAGCUGCCGUCUAAUAGUAGCCUAAGAAUUUAUACGAGGACAUUGCCAGGUAAUAGCAAGAAGAACAGGAGAGAAUAAAGAAAGAGAAGGAAGCUUUGGCAGCCGUACCUAAAAUGCCUGGAGCAUUGAGGGUCUUUGCUCCGUAUGCCAAAUAAUUGAUUAAAGCUGAUAUAAUGGGAAACAGCGACCCAUUUGUAGAGUUCAAAAUUUCCAAAGGUAGUAAACAAAUCAUUAAAAGUAAAACUAUUGAUGAUGAUCCUAAUCCCGUUUGGAACUUCAGUGGAGAAUUUGCUUUGGAUAUGCAAUCACAUGAAUACAAUGACAUCGCAAUUAUGUGCACUGUCUAUGAUUACGAUACCAUAGUUUCCAGUGACUUCCUUGGCUUCUUAGAACUAUCAUUGAAUGACAUCUUUGCUAAGCCAGGAACUUGGAUCAACGGUCUAUUCCAACUCAAAGAUGAACAUGGAAAUGCUGGCAAGAAUGGAUCAAUUUACUUAUAACUCUAGUGGGUACCCAAUUCCAUUAAGAACAACGUCUCUUUGGCUUAGCCCAAUUAGAUUUAACAGCAAGUUGCUCAGCCUGUGCCAGAACCACAGACUUAGAAACCCUAAUAAGGAAUUCUGCAUGUCAACCUCAUCAAAAUUGUUGGCUAUGACAAAAAGUCAUAAAUCAAAGUAUCUCAGGGCCAAAAAGCAUUCAAUAGCAACCUCGUGUAGGCAGAUGUUAAUUAUAACUUAAAGUGUUAAUUUGAAAAUCCAGAACCUCAAAUUACAAUCAAUUUGUUAGAUGAGAAAUAGCAGUAGAUAGCUGACACUGUUGUCAAUCUGUAAAGCAUUAUCUAAUAGCCAGGAACUUGGAUGAAUUCUUUUUACGGAUUCCAACACAGCAAUCUUCAACCUAACCUACAAUAAUUCUAUCUCCAAGCUCAAUUUAGGAUAAAUGAUUAGAAUGUUUAAGAUCCUCCUCUCCUUCCAGAUCCAGAAAUCAAAAUGCCUGUCAGUCAGUCACAAAUGAUUCAACCCUUAAAAGGCAAAUUAAAGGUUGCUGUUAUUAAGGCAGAAAAGAUUAAGUUGAUGGAUAACAAUAAGGCCUCGAAUGUAAAGGUCACUGUGAUAUUUAACGGAGAAGAAAAAUCAACUGCUGCUGUGAAGGGAGCAGCUCCGGAGUGGAAGAAGAUAUUGGAUCCCUACAAGCUUGACGCUCUAAAACCCUUACAAAUCAAUCUAUUCCAUGAUCCAGGCAUGUUUAGUCGUUGUGUACCAAUUGGGGAAGUGACUAUAUAGGAUUUAUCUGCUAUUUUCACAGCUCCAAAUACUUGGGCAAUAAAAAAUGAUUUUGUUUUGGGAGGAAAUGGAAAUGGAAUCAUAACUCUUUACAUUGGAUUCAUAGGUGAGAAGGAUAAGGAUGCCUUGACAAAAUUGCAAUGA
This is a messenger RNA of Paramecium octaurelia, 8364 nucleotides long. NCBI's taxonomy places the organism in Eukaryota, Ciliophora, Oligohymenophorea, Peniculida, Parameciidae. The record is from the annotation of a GenBank genome assembly.